Molecule: messenger RNA, 1243 nt
Organism: Carassius auratus (goldfish)
Lineage: Eukaryota; Metazoa; Chordata; Actinopteri; Cypriniformes; Cyprinidae
Product: membrane-associated progesterone receptor component 1-like
Exons: 3
Coding region: 36-575 (179 amino acids)
Cellular component (GO): membrane; endomembrane system; endoplasmic reticulum
Source: RefSeq, a predicted model, not a curated record
CUCGACGUUCUCACACAACAGCAUCAGAAACGAAAAUGGCUGAAGAAGAGGUCGAGCAAACUUCUGGCAUUCUUCAGGAAAUUUUCACUUCGCCUCUGAACAUUAGCUUGCUAUGUCUCUGUUUAUUCCUUUUGUACAAAAUCGUCCGCGGAGACAAGCCUGCAGACUUCGGCCCGGUUGAAGAGCCGUUGCCUAAACUAAAGAAAAGAGAUUUUACUUUAGCAGAACUGCAGGAAUACGAUGGACUGAAAAACCCCAGAAUCCUGAUGGCUAUCAACGGGAAAGUGUUUGAUGUCACGAGAGGAAAGAAGUUCUACGGACCAGAGGGCCCUUAUGGGGUCUUUGCGGGCCGAGAUGCAUCCAGAGGACUGGCCACAUUCUGUUUGGAGAAGGAGGCCUUGAAAGACACUCAUGAUGAUCUUUCAGAUCUCAAUGCUAUGCAGCAGGAAAGCCUGAGCGAGUGGGAGACCCAGUUCACACAGAAAUAUGAUUACGUUGGGAAGCUUCUUAAACCGGGAGAAGAACCGACAGAGUACACAGACGAUGAGGAAGUCAAGGACAAAAAGAAGGAUUAGAACACAGAGAUCACAGAUCAUGUUAGAUAUAUGAUGUAGCUUUGUUGCAGUCACAUUUUGCUGAUAGCUAGACAGCAACCUCCAUGUCAUUUUAUAUACAUCACUGUGACAUUAAUUAGCAUGCCAUACGUUCAUAAACAGAAUUUGAUAUCACUGUGUUAAUUAAACUAAUGUAGGAUAUGUUAUAUCUACAGCAACUGUGACUCAUAAUCAUGUCAUUUGAAGAAUUCUUGUUAAAUUAUAUUCUUCAGGAAUUUAUGGUUUCCUGUAAAUAUAGAACACAAUUUCUCAUCUCAAUUUUUUAUUUUGAGUGUUGACUCCAGAUUUUAUCUAACAAGAGAACAUUAAAACCAAAUACAUAAAUAAACAUCAAAAUACACUAGAUUGCUUUUAAAUAAGUGCCAUAGUAAAAGUUGGAGUGGUGCUGUCAUUCAGGGUUGAUCAUUAAACCAGUUUCUCUGAUACAGAUUAAGAUUAGACCCAUGCUAAAGAGGGUUUCGAGUAAAUUUAUCACAUGCUAGUCUUAACAUCUGCUCAGGACAUUUGUAGAUUAGAUACACGUAACAUUCCAUGAGAUUAUGUUUUCAACUUUUGUUACCAAGACAAGUGUUUGCAAAACAACUUUUCUGUUCAUAAUUUUCAUUAUUAAAGAAUAUGAUUUAUUAUCA